This is a messenger RNA of Gastrolobium bilobum, 2345 nucleotides long. RefSeq lists its product as uncharacterized. Bases 57 to 1901 code for a protein of 614 amino acids. The record is from RefSeq and is a predicted model, not a curated record. The transcript is spliced from 4 exons. Lineage: Eukaryota; Viridiplantae; Streptophyta; Magnoliopsida; Fabales; Fabaceae.
UGGAGACUAACCUAUCCAUAGACAUUGAUCCAAAAUUGAAAAUUUAAAACGCACCAAUGGCAAUGGCGAGUGCGCAUUGCGGUGUCUUCUCCCUGUUUGCACCUUCGAGUAGCAGACGAACACCUUCUGUGAUACUAGUUUCAUCAAAACUCAGGCACAGGAAAAACUAUUUGCGACCCAAAAUUCUUAAAACCCUAACUAAACCCAUCGUUCCUUUUGUACCACCACAGCCAAUCCUCUUCCCCCAAGAAGAAUGCGACCUCUGUGUCCAGAUUCCCGCUGACGAGACGCACGGCGAAGAUAUUGCUGUAGCCGCUGCUGAUGCAGAACCUGAUAAAUUGGAAGAAUUACAAGUCUCUGAGGUCGCUGCCGAACACAAUGAUGUUUUUGGCGACGUUUCUGCCACGACUAUCGUCAAAUACGGUGGUAUGUAUUUGGUUGGGGCUUUUGUGUUUCAGUCGAUUUAUUCCGUUUGGAUUCUGGGAAAUUAUAAUUCCGACCAGAAAGAUGGGGAUUUGGAGAUAAAUGGAAGGGAAAAGAGGAACACUUUGUUCAAUGGGAAUGGGAAAACUAAGCCAGUUACUGGUGCUAGCAAUGUUUUUGAUGUGGAGGACCAACUUGUAAUGCAAAAGAAAAUCGAGGAAAUUAAGUUAAUGGCAAGGGAAGCUCGGAGAAUUGAGUUAGAAAAGAAAGAGGAAGAGGAUGAGGAUCCUGAAAUUGAUGAUGAAAGCACUGUUUCUAGUCAUAGACUUGAUAUUGAGAGAGAGAUUGGUGCACGCUUAUUGAAGCUGCAGAAUAGUGUAAAUAGUAAUAUGGAUAGUUCAGCAGCGUUAAAGAUCAAUACUCUUGGAAAUUCUGCAGCUGGAGUUGCUAGGGAUGACAAUAAGAAUGUGAAUCAGGGAAAUGAGGCAUUAAUAUUUAAGAAAAAAUUUAAAUUUAGAAGCCCUUCAGCUAAGGUAGAAAAAACUCCCAAGGGCUUUCCGGGGACACGAAAUGGUAGAUCAUCUGAUGCAAGAAAGAGGGACUCGGCAGGUAGGGGUAAAAGUACAGCUCAAAAUUAUGCAAGUGAUGCUACUGAUCAUGCGCAAAAUUUAUAUGAAGACAAGCGACUGACUCAACAAAAUGUUGUUACUCCGGAAAGUAGUUCUAGUGUUCCAUCGGAGGAGAGAGGAAAAUUUGUUGAUGACGAAUCCGUGGCAAUUAUAAAUCAUGGGAAGAAUUUGGAAGGAAAGAUGGAGACACCAAACACGAAAACAGAAGUUGGAGUUAAAACUAAAAGCAGUAAAAAUGGUGGUGUCCAGGAGACUGGUUUUGGGAUAUCUUCACUUGAAGUAAUACAGUCAAAAGAAUUGAGGACACAAAAUUCUCAGGGUUUUGUGGAAGAAAACCAGGACACUGGCCCAAUUUUUGAAAAGGAUGGUGUGCACAGUCUAAAUGGCAGUUCUAGACAUGGAUUAGCUAAAAAAAGUUCUGCGGCUAAGAGAGUCAAAGUUAAGCAAGCAAACGCUAAUACUGAUGUGUGGUGGCUGAACCUCCGUUAUGUUCUAGUCAUUUUCAUGCAAAGAGGUUCCAACGGAGAAGGACCAAAAGGUCUCUAUAGCUUAAAGUUCACUUCUAAGGAACAGGACCAAAGUGAUGAUUCCUAUACUGUUGCUUUUGAGGAUCAUGCUGAUGCCUACAACUUCUGUUUUCUACUGGAAUCUUUUUUUAAAGAUUUGGGUGAUUUUAGUGCUGAUGCAGUUCCUAUGUCAAUACAGGAACUGAAUGAAGAAAUAAUAUCACAUGCCGAGAAAGUAGUAGUUGUGAAAAAGAGGCAGCUUCAACUCUAUGCCGGGCAACCACUUACUGAUGUUGAGAUGGCCUUGUGCUCUAUAAUAGAACAAGAUCGAAAUGAGAUAUAAUUUAUCACAUCGAGAUGACUGUUAUUUUAACAAGUGCCACAAAGAAUGUCCAUAGUGAAGAAACAGUAAUUCUCACCGUAGUCAAUGGUCAUGCUCUCUCUGGACAAUUGUUGAAAUUCAGUGUGUCUUUUCCAUCAAAGUCAAAAGUUGGAGUUGAUGAUGGAGCCGACAGCUGAGCAGAGGUGAAGGAUGCUUGUUACUGACUGAACCUUGGUGGUAUGUGAUAUAAGGUGCCCAUGCUGGUGCCACUAGGUAGGUGAUCUUAUAGAAGUCCUUGGGGAUAGUGGGAGUAGGCGAGGUGGUGGGAUAUGUCGGGAAAUUCAUACUGUUGGUGUAAUGUAAAUUUUGAAAUUUUGAAAAUCAGUUCAAAUUGCAAGAAUUUUAGUGUUCAUCUACAGUCCAGUUCAAACUUCAUAAAAAUAAUGUAAAACGAAAUAUCUCUAG